CAACUACUACUACAAAUGGUUAAUUAUCAUAUGCAUAAUCUUCUCUCUUUAUUACCAUCCGAUCAUAUCAUACUUUUCAAACCAAACCCGCCAUGAUCAUCAAAUGACUGAAACAAAAACCAUAGAGAUCGAUCCGUAGAUCGCGCUGUCUUAGUUUUCGCUAUGGAUACUGUGUUUUCGCUCAUUGAUGAAGUCGAAAGAGCCAACUAUCUUCAGUCGCUGCUCAACUCUUCUGGCUGCACUUACAUUUGCCUUUGGCUUUACUAUCCUCAACCAGACCACCGAUUAUACUUCUGGGACGGACGUUUUAAUGAAGAAAACAAUCAACCUGGGCUUUCUUCAGGGAGCGUAACGAGGAGGCUUUUUGAUGCAUAUCGACGAGAAGUGUUUUACGUUCUUAAUGAUCGCAUUCCUGGAAUGGCUUUCCUUAAUAGCCAAUUACCCUAUAGAGAGCUAAACCAGUCUGAGCUUCUACGACUGAGUUCUGUUGCUGUGCAGCGACAAUUCUACCAGGAAGCAAGCAUUAAGAGUGCAGUCUUUAUGGGGUGCAGAAGUGGAGAAAUUGAAAUGGGCUGGUCUAAUUCAAAUCAAAUUAACAUGGAACAUGCUACGAUGAGCUGGUUUUCGGAGUACAAUUUCCAUCACAAUAACCAAUCUCAUCAACUGAGAGAAUUAUCGCAAUCUAUCGAUCCGAACAGACCUUCAUCUUCUUCUUCUUCAUUAAGAUCCCUAGAAAGUCCAGAAAGCUCCUCAUUAAUGUUCAACAUUCCAACUACAUCAGAAAUCCCAAUCACACCAAAUGUAAUCCAACAAGUCUUACAAUCUCUGAACCCAAUACCAGUGAGUGCUCAUCAGCAAGCUAUGCAGGCGUUUGCUUUAUCAAGAAACGCUCAGUUACCGACUCAAGAAAGUGAAGAGGCCGUGAUGACACGAGCCAUUCUUGCUGUUCUAACUUCUCCUUCCUCUUCGGCCGCCUCUUCUUCGACGCCUAAUUCAUUACCUUACGGUUUAAGCCAGAAGAGAGCUAGCGCGUUCGAAGGCUAUUUAGCUCCGAAAACGCCCAUGAGAUCAGCGAGUUUAGGCAGGAUAAGUUUGCUUAAACGGGCAAUUACUUAUUACCGAAGCUUAAAUACUGUGAGGCGUGAGCAUAUGAUGGCUAACCGACCAACCACCACACAAUUGCACCAUAUGAUAUCGGAGCGUAGAAGACGGGAAAAGAUCAAUGAGAGCUUUGAAGCUUUGAGAAAACUUCUUCCUCCUGAAGCUAAGAAAGACAAAGCCUCGGUUCUUUCUCGAACAAGGGAAUACUUGACCUUGCUUAAGACACAAGUAAAGGAGCUAAGCCAGAGAAAUCAGCAAUUAGAGGCACAAUUAUCACCUGCUGCUAGAGAAACUCAUGCAGAAAAAGUAAUUCCAGAGAACCAGAAACUGGACAUCUCAGACGAAACAGUUGAUGUCAGAAUCCAAAAUGUUUCAGAAUCAGACGAAGAAAGAAUUUUCAACUUGCAAGUUUGCUUAAGAGGAGAAUGUUCUGUUGCAAAUUUGCUGACUCAAAUUCUUGAGUUUCUGAAAACAGUUAAGCAAGUGAAUGUGACGAACAUCGAAGCCAAUAUAAGCGGAGACGAAUCAAGAUCAUUCUCGAGUCGUGUAAUCUUGAGACUACGAAUCGAGGGGAUCGAAUGGGACGAGGUUGCCUUCCAGGAAGCAGUAAGAAGAGUAGUUGCUGACUUGGCACAGUGACAAUUUUGAUCAUAUAAAUAUAAAUUUAUUAAUUAUUUAAUUAAAUUAUUAGGUGCUUACUCAUCAAUUAUACAUAGUACUGUAGAUGGCACAAUUUUGUAUUAGGCUCCUACAUUUAUGGCUAAUUUAUAAUACGUCAGGUCAAAUUAUCAUAGCACAUUUCAAACUUUGCAUAUGUAAUCUCAGAAUAAAAGAACCACAUUACAAAUUUUGUAUAUGCAACUUAUCAAACAAUAAAUAAAUGAGAGAAGAUUAUUUUU
This is a messenger RNA of Mercurialis annua (annual mercury), 2000 nucleotides long. Its product is annotated as putative transcription factor bHLH041. The record is from RefSeq and is a predicted model, not a curated record. The transcript is spliced from 8 exons. Gene Ontology annotation, molecular function: protein dimerization activity. The coding region runs from base 163 to 1740 and encodes 525 amino acids. Lineage: Eukaryota; Viridiplantae; Streptophyta; Magnoliopsida; Malpighiales; Euphorbiaceae.